AUGGCGACGAAGCGCACUUACUGCAACCCAAUCGUGCCUGGAUUCGCACCAGAUCCCUCGGUCGUCUUCGUUGAUGGUGUCUUCUUUCUGGUAACUUCAUCUUUCCACGUCUUUCCUGGUCUGCCCAUCUACGCCUCAACAGACCUUCAAGACUGGAGGCAUAUUGGCAAUGCCAUCAAUCGCAAGGAACAAAUCUCACUCAAUCGUGCGAGCACAGCAGUGAUGCCUCUCGAUACGGGGAAUAUCAUGGUCGCCAGCGCCGGUCUCUUUGCACCAACCAUACGCUACCACGAAGGCACUUUCUAUAUCGUUUGCACAAACGCAACGCACGAUGAAGAUACCUUCGCCCUGGAUAACUUCUACAUCACCACUACCGAUAUCUGGUCAGACAAUUGGACCGAUCCAAUUCACUUCUCUUUCAAUGGUAUCGACCCGAGUCUGUAUUUUGACGACGACGGCCGUGUCUAUGUACAGGGAUGCUGGAUGAUAGACCGACUCAAACAGCCCAGCUGCACGAUCAAGCAGUUCGAGAUAAAUAUUGCAACAGGCAAGGCUCUGACUGAAGCCCGAGAGAUCUGGGGCGGCUUCGCGCGCUAUGACACCGAGGGCCCUCAUAUCUACAAGCGAGGAGGCUAUUAUUAUCUCCUUGUCGCUGAGGGUGGCACCUUUGAGCAUCACCUGUUGAGUAUCGGGCGCUCAAAGGAUAUUUGGGGCCCCUACGAAUCCUGUGAUGCAAACCCUAUCAUGACCGCCGAUGGGAAACCAGACGAGUGCAUCCAGAACAUCGGCCAUGGUGAGCUCUUCCAGGAUCAGAGUGGCGCUUGGUGGGCAGCGGUUCUUGGUGUACGAAAUGAAAACAAUCGUCCACCGCUUGGCCGGGAGACUUUUCUGACCGCAGUCGAUUGGCCGGAAGACGGAUGGCCAACAAUUCAGCAACCGACGAUGGAGUUUGAGCGUGUCCUUUCUGGCCCUGUUGGUGGUCACGCAUCAUUGAUUAACAAGGCUCCGGCAAACGUUGAUCUUGUUUACAUCCGUGACCCCGAAUGCGAGAUGUAUCACAUUAGCGGCGAGAACGAUUUGGUACUCGGGUGCAGUGCUAGCAACCUGUCGACUCCUACCGGUACUAGCACCUUUGUUGGCAAGCGACAGAGAUCCAUUGAUGCAUCUGCAUCAGUAAAUCUGAAUAUCUCCAAUGCGUUCAAAGGGAAGCCCGUGGAGGCCGGGCUAGCCAUCUACAAGGAUGCACCGCGCCACGUUUCUCUUUCGUUUGACUUUCAGUCUUCGGAAGUGGUGUUCAACGUGACGACAACAUCCAAAAAUAAAACUCAAUCAACUUCUAUCCCAGUCAACACAUCCACAACAGUCCUAGGAAUGCGUCUGGAAGCAACUGCGCAGGAGUACACAUUUUUGUAUCGCGAGAACGACUCGGAAGACUGGAAUGCAGUGGGAAGGGUGCAAAUUGCCGACCUGGUUGAGAGAGAGAUGACAGGGCCGGUCUUUGGUGUCUUUGCGCACGCUAUGGAAGAUGGAACUGUCGGUGCCGAGGUUCAUUUCAGCAGAUUCACGAUAGAAUAG
This is a messenger RNA of Colletotrichum scovillei, 1575 nucleotides long. RefSeq names its product xylosidase/arabinosidase. NCBI's taxonomy places the organism in Eukaryota, Fungi, Ascomycota, Sordariomycetes, Glomerellales, Glomerellaceae. The transcript is spliced from 2 exons. Gene Ontology annotation, biological process: carbohydrate metabolic process. The record is from RefSeq and is a predicted model, not a curated record. The coding region runs from base 1 to 1575 and encodes 524 amino acids. Gene Ontology annotation, molecular function: hydrolase activity, hydrolyzing O-glycosyl compounds.